UUGCCACAACCCUAGCGACACGUCUCUUUUGGGGGUGUGGUGGGGAGGUAUCUGGGUGGGCUGUCGGCCCUUAAAGGGACCGCCGAGCGGAGUGCGGGAGGCGGCGCCGCAGGAACCAGCAGGUUUGCGAGCAGGGCCCCAAGGUCCAGCCCGAGGCCCAGCCGCCCUGGAGCACUGACGGCCCAGCGCCCCCUCUCCUCUUAGUGCAGACUGGGGAAACCGAGGAGGCGACAGCUGACCAAGGUCAUCCCCUGGGUCCGGGGCAAGGUCUCCCUCCGUCACCCUUCUUGCCGUGGGGGCCCCUUGGCCCCCACUUUUCCGGGUCCACAGAGCUCGCGCCACUCGGCUGGGAGAGAGUGGGGGCAGCCUGGGCAUUCCGGGCCGAGUCCAGGGGAAGGAGUCUCGGGGAAGGGGAGGGCUGCCAGCCCGGAGAUCCGAAUUCCAGCCCGUAUACUGGCUGUGUGGCCACAGGCAAAUUAGUUCACAUCUCUGACCCUAAUCCUGCUCCAGGUAAAGUGUCAUUAAGAACACCUGCCUCAUCGAGUUGUGGGGCGAACUCGGGAAAAUAACGUAUGAGCGCUGGGUAGGAGCCUGGCGCGCAGCGGGUGCUUUGUCAAGUGGAUUGGAGCUGGAUGAGCCCAGGAGGGUUUCAGGCCACCUGGAGGAAGACGGCAGCCGGCCAGGUCUCAGAAUGAAAGGCCUCAGUGUCUGGGGCUUCCUGCCCGCUCUGCCCCCUCCACCCAGUUUGUUCAGGGCGGAGAUGCACCCCUGGCAAAGACGGGGGCCAAGUCCACGUCUACACUGGCCCACCCACUGCUGCCUGGUUGGACAGGAUCCCCAUCACCAAGCCCAGAGUAACCUGGCAUGGGCUUAGCCAGAGCCAGCCUGCCCACCGGGCGUGGGGUGGGGUGGGGCGGGACAGGGCCCACUACUGGACUGUGGUGCUGUAGCCCUGGAGCUGGGCUCUCCUGCUGGCAGAGGACCCACCCUUGCUUGCUUCUUGGUUCCUCCUGGCUGAACCUUUAGGGAAGAGAGCUGCCUGGUCCCAGUGCCCAGAAGCCUGUUGACACCUAAUGGGGGUGGAAUCACCAGGGAGAUGUGAGUCAGAACAGAGCCCCUCCUGGUAUCCUGGAGUCCCAAUCCUGCUGCCAUGUGCCCUUAUGCCCAGGAUUGCCCAGUUCCCAGACAUCGGGGAGGGAAGUGUGGGUCUUUAAAGAUCUUCCCAACCCUGACUCUGUCGGUGGAGGUAGAAAAUAAGGUGCCUACCUGUAACAGGCCUUUAAAUCACCUCAUUGCACCCUUCCUGCGAUAUAAAUGGUGUGUGUACAAUUAUUAGCUCCAUCUUGUAGGGCUCGAAACUACAGCCUGGAGAAAGUAGGUGAUCCUCAAAGCCUAAGGCGAGAAAGUGCCAGUGUUGGGCUUGAACCAGAACUGACUCCAGCUACUCUGAACCAGGACUCACUGCUGCCUGCCUCGAAGGUGCAAUGGCAGAGAAGGUGCUGGUAACCGGCGGGGCUGGCUACAUCGGCAGCCACACAGUGCUGGAGCUGCUGGAGGCAGGCUACUCUCCCGUGGUCAUCGACAACUUCCAUAAUGCCAUCCGUGGCAGGGGCUGUGUGCCUGAGAGCCUGAGGCGGGUGCAGGAGCUGACAGGCCGCUCUGUGGAGUUUGAGGAGAUGGACAUCUUGGACCAGGAGUCCGUACAGCAUCUCUUCAAGAAGCACAACUUUAAGGCUGUCAUUCAUUUUGCUGGGCUCAAGGCUGUGGGCGAGUCAGUGCAGAAGCCUCUGGAUUAUUACAGAGUUAACCUGACAGGGACCAUCCAGCUUCUGGAGAUCAUGAGGGCCCACGGAGUGAAGAACUUGGUGUUCAGCAGUUCAGCCACUGUAUAUGGGAACCCUCAAUACCUGCCUCUGGAUGAGGCCCACCCCACGGGGGGCUGUACCAACCCCUAUGGCAAGUCCAAGUUCUUCAUUGAAGAGAUGAUCCAGGACCUGUGCCGGGCAGACAAGGCCUGGAACGCGGUGCUACUGCGGUAUUUCAACCCCACGGGCGCCCAUGCCUCGGGCUGCAUUGGCGAGGACCCUCAAGGCAUCCCUAACAACCUCAUGCCCUACGUCUCCCAGGUGGCAAUUGGGCGGCGGGAGGCCCUGAAUGUCUUUGGCAAUGACUAUGACACAGAGGACGGCACAGGCAUCCGGGAUUACAUCCAUGUUGUGGAUCUGGCCAAGGGCCACAUCGCAGCCUUGAGGAAGCUGAAGGAGCAGUGUGGCUGCCGGGUCUACAACCUGGGCACAGGCACAGGCUACUCAGUGCUGCAGAUGGUCCAAGCCAUGGAGAAGGCCUCAGGGAGGAAGAUCCCGUACAAAGUGGUAGCACGGCGGGAAGGCGACGUGGCUGCCUGUUACGCCAACCCCAGCCUGGCCCACCAGGAGCUGGGCUGGACAGCAGCCUUGGGGCUGGACAGGAUGUGUGAAGACUUAUGGCGCUGGCAGAAGCAGAAUCCGUCAGGCUUCGGUGCACAGGCCUGAGGACCCUCCCCUAGAGUGGACCACAGAGGAAAGGAGAAGCACCCGUCUGCUCUCCAGCCCCCGGCAGGACCCCUGGCUCCGAUGCCCGGGGACAAGCCACGACCACCCUACCUCAAACCCCAGCCAGGCCCACUCAGCCCACCGGGCAGGAGGCUGAGGGCUCCACUGACCAAGAACCAAGGUGUCUUCCAUGUAUCUCCUGCAGGGUCCAGGAAGGCAUCAGGACCACCAAGAGUGGACGAGCAGCAGGGCUCUGGGACCACAACUCCCUCCCAGGCACUGUAUGACACUGCUGUGAGGGAACUUUUCAAGUAUUUAAAAUAAAAACUUUUCUUUUAAUGGGGCAGAUUCUCAAAGGUGGUCACUCUGCACCCCAUGAAUAGAAUCAGGCAGGCCCAAGAACUGAGGGAGCAAUUUCUUUUAAUUUUAUCGGAAUCCAGGAAUCCAGGACACAACAAGAAAAA
Molecule: messenger RNA, 2995 nt
Organism: Fukomys damarensis (Damara mole-rat)
Lineage: Eukaryota; Metazoa; Chordata; Mammalia; Rodentia; Bathyergidae
Gene: Gale
Product: UDP-galactose-4-epimerase
Exons: 12
Coding region: 1485-2531 (348 amino acids)
Biological process (GO): beta-D-galactose catabolic process via UDP-galactose, Leloir pathway
Cellular component (GO): cytosol
Molecular function (GO): UDP-glucose 4-epimerase activity
Source: RefSeq, a predicted model, not a curated record